Molecule: messenger RNA, 621 nt
Organism: Dibothriocephalus latus
Lineage: Eukaryota; Metazoa; Platyhelminthes; Cestoda; Diphyllobothriidea; Diphyllobothriidae
Source: the annotation of a GenBank genome assembly
AUGCCAGCGUUAGCGUUUGCCGCCGUUGGUGGUCUUGGUGACCAGGCUGUUCAGCUCGACAAUGCACGGUAUGGACUCUAUCUUCACGAACUUGGACAUGUCAUUGGCUUGGCGCACGAGCAGUCUAGAGCAGAUAGGGACAGUGUCCUGAAUGUUAAUUUGGAAAAUGUCCCAGAAUUCAUUUGGGAUUCGUAUAGAAAGUGGGAUCAGGCCGAAAUAAACACCUACGACACGCCAUACGAUCUCCAGUCAGUAAUGCAGUAUGGACCUAUGGCUUUCGCACUUGAUGCCAAUAAGCCAGCAAUCACUGUGAGGGACCCUGCCCUUCAACAUGUCUUGACAGAAGUUAAUUCAAAAGACAUAUCUUUCUGGGAUGCCAGAGCCAUAAAUCAACAUUAUGAAUGUGCAAGUGCCGUGAUUCUGAUGUCAGGUGCCCUAUUUGGCAGAAAGACGGAGAUUGUACAAACAACUUCAAGUACAUGCUGCGUGUUUGCCCCAAGAGCUGUGACUACUGCGCUGAUCCGACGAAGCCUGGAGCGUGUAGAGACGCCUACGUUGCCCCAGCUGAUUGCCUGGACUGGACGAUGGAUGGCGAAUGUUAUGCAAAUCCAGUUUGGAUGA